Molecule: messenger RNA, 2746 nt
Organism: Striga asiatica
Lineage: Eukaryota; Viridiplantae; Streptophyta; Magnoliopsida; Lamiales; Orobanchaceae
Source: the annotation of a GenBank genome assembly
CACUUACUCAACAAAUUCGAGAAUUUUAUAUUAUGGAAAUGGAAGUUUUAAGUUGUUAAUGGCGAGAUGUAUUAACAAGUACCAGUUGGCGCGUUCCCUUCAAAAUUUGGAUUUCUGUUCCAAACAAGCUGGAACCCUAAUGCUCAUCAUUUUUUCAAUAAACUUCAGGAAAACCCUCAAAUUGAAGAGAUAAAAGGAAAAAACAAUCGAAAAUGAUUAUCAGAACGCCACCGGCGAGGAAGAGAAGGGCGAAUUCACGGCCUCUGGAUGAUGAUGAUAAUAAUAAUAAUACUCAGAGCCGAAGCUCCGAUAAGCAGCUGUUGGUGUACGAAGAUCUUCCGGCGCCAGAGUAUUCUCAUGGCCAUUCAAUCCCCACCACAUCGGACCACAUGCUGUGCACCUACCAAUGCCGUCAAAUGGUGAAAUCCGAGUUCUUUGAUGCCUUAAGCAGUGCAGAAAAGCAAGCGCAUGAUUAUCAAUCUAAAUUUGAAGCUCUGAAUGAAGAUUUCUCGAAAGCAGAUGCUGAGAGAAAGAAAUUCCGAGAUAAACUAUUUAAUGCUGAGCAAGAACUAGCUGCUGCUAAAGGACGUGAACAUGCAUUGCAAGAGCAACGGAGGAAGGAGAUUGAUUUUUCUCAAGAACACCUCAAGAAACAGAUGCAAUCCUUUAGUGAUCUAGAGGUAAAGUUCUCUAAUGAGAUGGAUCUUCGGAAAAAAGCAGAGUCAUUAGCAGCCAAAGCUGAAGAAAAAGCAAGCCAUGUAGAGGCAAACCUACGCACUUUAUCAGAAAGCAUAGCUAGGGAGAAGAGUUCGCUUCAGAAUGAGCUUGUUCACAUGCGAAGUGAAUCAAAGCUUUCAAUUUCUAGAAUAAGUGCCGAUCUUGAGAAGAUGGAAUGUAGAGCUCAAAAUGCAGAAAAAGAGUCGGCCUUAUUGAGAGGGCAGUUGGAUAAACUUAAAAACCAACUGGAUGAGUGCAAGCAUGAGAAGUUUGAGGUAGAGAAAAAGUUGUCAGCCAAAUCUCCGGAAAUUCCUUCUAACGACACUAAUUUGUUGGUAAAGCAUUUGCGUGAAGAACUGAGGAGUUAUGAGUCUGAGGUGCGUGAAGCAAGAAAAAUAAAAUCUGCUCAUGAAGACGUUGAGCUGUUGAAAGAAAAGUUACACGAAGAAAUAAAACGCAGGGAGAGGGCUGAGUUUGAUCUACUUAAAUUAGCUGAUCUCCAGUUAAAUGUGAAAAAAUUGGAAGAUGAGCUGUCUACCUGGAAAUCAGUGGUUAAUGAAAUUCCUGGUGUGUCAUCUGCAGAUGAUAUACCCACCAAAUUUGCAGCUUUACAGAAGGAGGUGGUUGAUAGUAUGAUGAGAGGGGGUGAGGCCCAGGCAUGUGUCAAAGAACUUCAAGUGGCUAUUGAUUCAGCAGUCCUCAAUAAACAAAAUGCAGAAACUGAGGCCACAAUGUUGAAAGAGAAGGCAGAGUCAUAUAAAGCUGAAAUCAAAAGGCUGGAAUUGAAGCUCAGUAUGACUACUGAGGAAAGAGAUCACUUGGAGAAUGUUUAUAAAGAAUUAAAAGAACACAAGAACACUGGCAGUGGAACUGAAUUAGUCAGUGGAACUAUUAUUCAGGUGGAGCUCGAAGCAUCUCAUGCAAAGAAGGAAAAUUAUGUCAGAGAACUGGAGAACAGUUUAGUAGAGAAAACAGAAACCUAUAGUCGACAGCAAAACGAAAUUAAGUUGCUAAAUGAAAGGUUAACAAAUGAAGCAAGACGAGUCAAGAUGUUAGAGCGAGAAGGUGAUCGCCUUCGUUCUGAGAUAUCUUUGUUGGAGUCUAAGUUAGGGCAUGGGGAUUUUUCUUCUGCUAACACGAAAGUUCUGCGGAUGGUUAACACCCUAGCAGUUGACAACGAGGCAAAACAGACAAUUGAGACUCUGCAAGAUGAGCUGCAGAAGACAAAAGAACAGUUGCAGGCUGUUGAGGAACUUAAGAAACAGUCGUCUGAUGCUGGCACUCAUGUUGACUCCUACAUUGCUGGGAAAAUUAAGCAGUUGAAAGAGCAAAUUGCAACACUUGAAAAGCGUGAGGAGAGAUACAAGACAGUUUUUGCAGAAAGAAUCUCUGUUUUCCGGAGGGCCUGCUGUGAACUAUUUGGUUACAAGAUUGUUAUGGAUGACCAUCAGCGCCCAGAUGGAAUCCCCGCCACACGAUUUACUCUCCAUUCUAUAUAUGCCUUGAGUGAUGAUGAAAAGCUUCAAUUUGAGUAUGAAUCUGGGAACACUAGCAUUGUGAUGAAUGAGUAUGCUUCACAGCCCGAGAUAUCCCGGCAGAUUGAUAUAUUUAUCAGGAAGAUGAAUUCGAUUCCUGCGUUCACAGCGAAUCUGACAGUGGAAUCUUUCAACAAGCGUACACUCUCAUGAAAUGCCCGACUCUCAUAAUACGACUGCAAGCUUUCACCAUUUUAUCAUAACAUGAGUUCAGUAAUAUAACAUUAAUUUUUCUGUUUGUACAAUUCUCGUCUUGUGUGAUUGUUUCCUUGUAUUAUGAAUCCUUAUCUCAUCAGCAAUGUACAUUUAGCUAUACGACAACUUAUGCGACAUAUGUUGGGAAAAAUCGCUUUGACAAUGUCUUUGACAAGUGUCUCAAUUUUGGGAUUGCUUGUGUCUGAGUCUACUUAAACAUACUGCUUGCAAAAAGGGUUUACUGUUUGGUUGAUUCUUUUAUACGGAUGGAAUCUUGUCCAAUGGGUUGAUGCUUAGAG